AUGGAGGCGCUCCGUUUGUCCCGAACCAGCCUUUCCCAAUGUCGCCCAAACGCCCUGCUCCGACACCGGCCUAAACUAGGCGCUCGUUUUCACGCGCAUGGUCCAAUACAGCGUCGCGGCGCAUCGACGAAACCAAAUCCAAGGUCAGAAAAGCGCACGCCCCCGUCGGCGCCGGCGCCGGAGGAAGUCCAGAUCCCCAUACCGAACACCGUCCCGCCGAUCCCGGAACCGGCGCCUCGCCAAUGGUGGCAGCGGCUGGGGCCCAUCACGCGGGCCGCCGGGGCCUACGGACGAGCGCAGCGUAGGCGGCCAUACGUCACGCAGCUGUGCACCUCGCUCGCCAUAUACUUUUGCGCCGACCUGUCUGCCCAGAGCAUGGAUGACAAGUACGACCCGAAGAGGACCGUGCGGUCGCUGGUCAUCGGGUCGAUAUCGUCCAUACCUAGCUACAAAUGGUUCAUGUUCUUGUCCCACCACUUCAACUACUCUUCCAAGAUUCUCUCGCUCGCUACCAAGAUCGCCAUCAACCAAACCUUCUUCACGCCCGUCUUCAACACUUACUUCUUCGGAAUGCAGUCCUUCUUGUCCGGCGGCUCGCUAUCCGACGUCCUCGACCGCAUCCGCCGCGCCGUACCGACCAGCAUCGCCAACUCGCUGAAGUUAUGGCCGGCCGUGACGGCAUUCAGUUUCACGUUCAUCGCGCCCGAGUACAGGAGCGCGUUUGCCGGCGUCAUCGCUGUCGGCUGGCAGACGUAUUUGGCUUACCUGAACAGGCAGGCCGAAAUGGCGGCCGCCGAGACGGCAGCGGCGAUCGAGGCCGCGCUGCCCGGUGCUGCGGCCAGGAUGGCUCAGGGGGCGGCGAUGGCUACUGCGGCAGAGCAGGAAGGCCGUUGA
Messenger RNA from Pyricularia pennisetigena, 894 nucleotides. RefSeq lists its product as uncharacterized. Gene Ontology annotation, cellular component: mitochondrion; cytoplasm; membrane. The coding region runs from base 1 to 894 and encodes 297 amino acids. The record is from RefSeq and is a predicted model, not a curated record. The transcript has 2 exons. Lineage: Eukaryota; Fungi; Ascomycota; Sordariomycetes; Magnaporthales; Pyriculariaceae.